Molecule: messenger RNA, 315 nt
Organism: Necator americanus (New World hookworm)
Lineage: Eukaryota; Metazoa; Nematoda; Chromadorea; Rhabditida; Ancylostomatidae
Exons: 3
Coding region: 1-315 (104 amino acids)
Source: RefSeq, a predicted model, not a curated record
AUGUCCAAUAUUUCGACCAAAAAUAGCCAUACGGAUGAAGUUAUGGUGAACCAGCAUCUUAUCCGUGGAAGGAUCCCCGUGAGCCGAGACUCCUCCAUCGAACGAACAUCUGAUGCAUCAUCCAGCGACAGAAGAUAUGCUCUUUUUGCUCAAGAAAUGUCAGCAGAUACCGCUUCUUUAAGAAAUGUGGAUAAAAUGGAGAUGUCAAUAACGGACAUGGUGCGUCGUCUCUGGGAAUCUCGUGAGGUUUGCAACGCCAUCGAAGACUACGAUAAAGAGCUUUUUGGAAAAAUUGCGAACUGUAUUUUUCGUUAA